AUGCCUGCUGUUGUGUGGCAUUUCUUUUGGCAUUGUGGAGGGAGCGCGGCUGAUGUUGAGCCACUCACGUUCGGGCGCUUCACGGCCCAGCUUCAGAGGGUUACGGCCAUGAUCGUGGGCUGGAGUCUUUUCUACAGUGCCGAUGGGCUUGUGACGGUCCAUUUUCCUUAUAUGGUCGGGGUCAUAAAGCGCGUGGUUGUGGCGUUGGGUGUUACCCUGCUGUCCAUGGCGUGCAUCUUUGCCAUGGGAGACGCGGAGGAGACAUUCAUCAAAUAUUCGUUCAAGACGGAAAAGGAGUCCACUCUAGUCGGAGGCGCGAGGCCUCAGCUCAAAGAUAAUUUCAAAGAGAUAUUCAAGUUCUUGAGAAGCACCGAGAGGGGGAUGGCGACACUGAUCGGUUUUGCUUGGGAGCAGCUGUUCGACUUGGCGGUGGUCAGCAUUUCGCACGCGGAUUCCGCCAGUCAGGUUGUGCCGCCUUGCGUCACGAAGCUGCUUCUGGCCCUCGUGCUGGCGGGAAUGGUGAUACCGUCCUGGCGGUUGUACAUCCUCCCACUCACUGCCCCACUCACUGAUUCGCUUGAAGAGGAGGACGAUAAGGAGUGGGAGGACGCCCACCUUCAGCACAACCCGUCCCAGACAGAAUCCCUCCUCCGCAGGCUCACCAUUGAAGACGCCGUAGACGUCCGCCUGGUUCCGCGCCUGAGCAGGCGGCGCCUUCGCGAGCCACAGGGCGAGGGCGGCGGAGCUGGCGAGGCCUUGGGGGCCGGGUGUCCGGGUGCCUCGGCGGCGAGGUCCGCCCCCCCGCCUUCGCCGAUCCACGGUUUCCGGCAGCUCGAUGGGCAGCGGGGGUACAGGCAGCUGGCGGAGUCCGACGCCGAGCUGGACGCCUCACUCGAGCGGCUCGGGGAGCUGGAGCAGCGCUCCGCGGCGCUCCUGGCGUGCCAGGCCCCCGGCUGA
This is a messenger RNA of Prorocentrum cordatum, 957 nucleotides long. Lineage: Eukaryota; Dinophyceae; Prorocentrales; Prorocentraceae. The record is from the annotation of a GenBank genome assembly.